CCGCGAGCGCCGCCCCGCGCCCGGCCCCGGCCCCGCCAUGCCGCCCGGGCCCGCCUGAGCGCGCACAGCCGGCGCCGGCCAUGGAGGGCGCGCGGGGGCCCCCCGCGCAGGGGGACCGGGCCCUGGGGGACGCGACGGGCCCCGAGGAGCCCGCCGCCGCGCCGCCCGGCGACGACUUGCUGCUGCUGCCGCUGCCGCCCGGGGAGGGCGAGGCGCCGAACUGUUCCCCGGAGGCGGAGAGCCCGGGCGCGGACCCGGCCCAGCCGGCCCAGGCUUCUCCUCCCGCCGAGGACGGCAAGCUCAAGCCUGGCGCGAAGCGGGUGACGUUUCCUUGCGACGAGGACAUCGUGUCGGGGGCCGUGGAGCCCAAGGACCCCUGGAGGCACGCUCAGAAUGUGACUGUUGAGGAAAUUAUCACUGCCUACAGACAAGCCUGUCAGAAAUUAAACUGCAAACAGAUACCCAAACUACUGAAGCAGAUACAGGAGCUUAAGGAUCUGGCUCCCAGGAUAGACUGCUUGGACCUCAAAGGAGAAAAACUAGACUACAAAGCCUGCGAGGCGCUGGAAGAGAUUUUCAAGCGGGUCCAGUUCAAAAUUGUUGAUUUGGAGCAAACAAACUUGGAUGAAGAUGGUGCCUCGGCGUUAUUUGACAUGAUUGAGUAUUAUGAGUCAGCAACGCACCUCAACAUCUCGUUUAACAAACACAUCGGCACCCGAGGCUGGCAGGCAGCCGCACACAUGAUGAGAAAGACCAACUGCCUGCAGUACCUGGAUGCUCGCAACACGCCUCUGCUGGAUCACUCAGCACCCUUCGUGGCUCGUGCUCUACGCAUCAGUAGCAGCCUGGUCGUGUUGCACUUGGAGAAUGCCAGCCUGUCUGGGCGCCCGCUCAUGUUACUAGCAACAGCUCUGAAAAUGAACAUGAACCUUCGGGAGCUGUACCUGGCUGAUAACAAACUGAAUGGCCUGCAGGAUUCUGCUCAGCUUGGCAAUCUGCUGAAGUUUAACUGCUACAUACAGAUACUGGACCUGCGGAACAACCACAUCCUGGACUCAGGUUUGGCGUACGUCUGUGAGGGGCUGAAGGAGCAGCGAAAAGGUCUGAUCACUCUGGUUUUGUGGAAUAACCAGCUGACUCACACCGGCAUGGCUUAUCUGGGGAUGACACUGCCCCACACGCAGAGCCUGGAGACCCUGAACCUCGGUCACAAUCCUAUUGGGAAUGAAGGGGUUCGCAAUCUGAAGAACGGACUCAUUGGAAACCGCUCCGUCCUGCGGCUGGGCUUGGCAUCCACCAAACUCACGUGUGAAGGUGCUGUGGCAGUAGCGGAAUUCAUCGCAGAGAGUCCCCGGCUCCUUCGACUAGACCUGCGAGAGAAUGAGAUUAAAACGGGAGGCCUGAUGGCGUUGUCCUUGGCCCUCAAGGUCAACCACUCACUGCUCAGACUGGACUUGGACAGGGAACCAAAGAAAGAAUCGGUGAAGAGCUUUAUUGAAACCCAGAAGGCUCUCUUAGCUGAAAUCCAGAACGGCUGCAAGCGCAACUUCAUUCUGGCCAAAGAGAAAGAGGAGAAAGAACAGAAAUUGCAGCAAUCGGCCUCUAUGCCAGAGAUUACCAUUACUGAGCCUGUCGAGGAGGGAUUGGUGACCAACUGUCAAUCUGACAGCACAUCACCCCCGCCGGAAGAGGGAGAAGAAGUUGCGGAGACGUUGAUGUCCAAAGAGAACGGGGAUACAGAUGAGGCCGCAAACAGCGACAAGGACGGAGUGACGUAUUCGGACUCUGACACAGACGAGGAGGUAGAGAUUGGGUUGGUGACUAAAGAGUUUAGUAAACCAGAGAGCCCAAAGGGUUCUGAUUACGUAGCUUACUCACCUCAACCGCCACUUUCUCCUGAGAAAACUGAGGAAACUCUUAGCUCAGGGGGCAGAGCGCCCCCUUCAAACACUGCAGAAGAAACACCAUGUGACCCCAAAGGUGUGGGGAGCAACCCAGGGACCCCAGCACACACUCAGUCUCAAGGGAACGAGAGGAGGAUUUCUGUUUCCAGCCCAGGCCGAGGCCAUAAGAUCUUCGUGGUGACACGGGUGGAAAGUCUGCCAGAAAAGCUGGGCGAGAACACUACAAGCCAGGAGAACCCGGUGAAACCUGCUAAGCCCAUAGCCCAGAUCCUGCUGGCAAAGACUGAGUUCUUGGACUCGCAAGCGAAUGGGACGGUUUCCAAGCUAGCAGCCAACUUGGAAAAUGCCGUGUUGUGCGGAAGCACUGGAGCCAGCUCAGAGCGGGUCUCCCCUGGGCAGUGUGAGAGCACUGUCCUGGACACCCUGCUUCCCAACGGGCUCAAGACAGAGUUUGUUCGUGCGCUACCAGAUGCAUCCUCCGGUGGCGACGGGAAAAUGGGGAGCUGUGCCGUGGAGCAUGAACUCAACUGCUCCAAGAAUGAGAAGGAGCUGGAGGAAUUGCUCCUAGAAGCGAGUCAGGAGACCGGGCAGGAGCCACUGUGACACUUUAGAUCCUCUGGGUCGUUCUGCGUUGAGCUGAGAUUGCCCUGGGAAAUGCCUGUGUAGCUUUAUUCCUUCCCCACUCCACGUGAUUAAGAAAAACCUUGCUCUGCAGCACAGAGGUUAUUUUUUUCCAAACCAUUGUGAUAUUUCCUGCCCUAGACACUCUCCCGCACUCUUGAUCCAUCUUUCCUGUGAGGAAGGGCUCUGAGACCUUCAGGGCAAUUUGGGAAGGGAAGGAGAGCAGAUAAGAAUCUGACCAAGAGCAAUUUCCUGGCUGGACUCCAACGUGAGCUGUGGCACUUGAUGCCAGUGGCACCUACGAUUUCAUUCUCUGACACUAUCCGACACUGUGCUUUUCUGUCUGUGUUCCUCUGGAAUCACCACUGUUCCUGAGAGGGGAGAGACCCACGAGUGGGCAGUGGAUAGGAAUAGCUUCCUUGGUCCCAUGGGAGACUUGCAACCCAGUGCCUUGUAGGUCAGGCCUGGGUUUGCUUUCCAUACACUAAAAGUGCCCCGUGUUUCUGAAGGACAGCUUGCAAGAACUGUCCUCUGGUUCACAUGGAAACCCAAAAGGGGAACCAUUGCACACGACAGCGUCCCCAAAAGAAAGGCACUGACAAGCUGUUGAGGAACUGGUAUUGCUAACCAGACUGUCCAAGACCGGCUGCAUUUGCAGCCAUGAUGGUUAUUUAUUUUAAAGUCCCUCUUUCCAUAUAUAUUUAUCAUGAGCUUGCAAAGUACUGAACAGGAUCUAAUGUAGACAACAGUGGCCGUCUCAGUCCAACCCACCACCUUUUUGGAACUCCUCCUAGGUUGGAAUGCUCUGCUAUCAAACACUGUCAAAAGUCCCCUCCCUUGCAAGACAUGUGCAGACCUCCACAGUGAGACAGCUCCUCUGUGCGCGUGCCCUUGCGGACCUACAUUUCAGGAAGCUCCCUGCCUCUGUGCUGGAAUUUUUGGAUGACAGUGACACCGAUAGGCAGAGUUGUUACCCUCAAGGAGCAUCAUCGGUGGGAAAGGAGUCACUGUGGUGCAGAGUAGUCCAACUUCUUGACUGUGAAACCUUCAAACAAAGGUAAAUGGGACCUUCUGCAAGGUUUUUCAAAGCCAUAUAGCACAGAGCUGUCAGUGCGAACAGGAGGGGAUGGGGAUGGACAUGCUCCAGAAGACAUGGUCUUCUCCUUUUGAAGACUCGCCCAGCAGUCUACUGUGGAGCAGGGGGCACCGGGGCAGAGCAGCAGCUGGAUCCGCUGUAGCGUGACACACUAAAGGAAUUGGGGGGUUGCCUCAUUCAAGUUUCUGCCCUCCCUCUGUGUGGGGCUUUGACCCGCAUGCCCUUGGCCAUGAGGAGGCUCCGGGGGAGAAUUGAGGUAACACGUAAACAAGAAUUUUACUUUUGGGACUAAGUAGCUUCUGUUAGCUGGUCAGCCAUCCCUUUGAUGCUGUAAAGCCUCACUUCAUUCAGAGAACCGCGCCUGCCCCUUGACCAAAGUCUUUCCUUUUGGAUAUGUUUUCAAUUCCUGCUGAAGCCCGCUGGGCUGUGCUCCAUCCCGUAGGCUGGCUGCCGGACCGUUUUGUCGCAGACUUACCGAGAGAGGUGCCUUUCCUUCACUCUUCAUGCCAAGGGAAGGAGUCAGGUUGUUUGGAAAAGGGGUUAAAUUUCUCAGGGAGGGGCUCUUGAGGCGUCCCAGGGCUCUCAUGAUCCUGCUGGGCAAACACGCUGGCACGGGGGAGUCUGGAACAUGCCCUGUCCCAUGGGACGCGGUGCUGGACAGGCUGGCACUCCGAAGUCGCUGCUGUGGUGGAAGCCGGGAUGUGAAGCACCUUGUCGUGUCUUAAUCCAGAUGAACGGAGAGUGCUUCCUGCUCCCCUUGCCAGGAAGAAGGGCCGGCGAGGGCCCAGCUGCUCUGAGGGGACACGGGUGGCAGGUAGCGGGCUUCACCAGAGCACAGCACAUACAAGAGGAACAAUCACAGAAGGGAAACAAUUAUGCAGUAAUUUUUUUUUAUUGUGUAGCAGGACAUGUUCGUACACAGUCUGCCUGACAUGCGCCAGGCAGGAUUGGACCACUGCUGUCCUUGCUAGCAAGGGGCCUGAGCAGGAUUGAAUAGCUCCUGCCUGCCUUGUUUGGGAUCCCUGAGGAACGGCAGCCUGCCCCCGUCGAGAGCAGGGAGCGCUGUUUCUGUCGGGCACCACCCUGCUGUGAAGAGAUCUCUGGCAGAGAUAACGGUACUAGUCUGUAACUUAACACACGAACUGACUGGAGGAGCAGCCUGCCGGGGGCUGCUGCUGGGGACAACUUAAGCUUCUUUUUCUUAAGUGCAAUAAAUCUAUCAGGGAGCUAUGAGGGCACUUCACUGCGUGGGAACCCAGGCUGAAGAGGCAGAACCGCGAGCUCUUCAUGCACUGAAACCGAAUCACAUUGGGAGCUUGCUGCAUUGACACUACGUACAGAAGAUGGUGAUUUGUUUGCUAACGUUCGUCAUGAUUCCUUUCUGUUGUGUAUUUUGUUCACACUUUUCUAUUAAAUGAGCGCUGCAUUCAUCACAGACUCCUCCAUCUAUUUGGUACCUGCCUCUCGUUUGCUGCCUCCAUGGCAGAGAAGAUGACGUGAGCUGUUGCAAGAGCCGAAGCAACACCCUUUCGUGGCACCUGUGCAGGUCUCUGGCUGUUGUGGGGAGGCAGAGGUGUCGAGGAGCGUGGCGGGGUGCCUGCGGGCUUGAGUACAAUGGCACAAUCGCUGUCUGAGCCCCCCUUCCACAAGAGCCCCAUUCAGAACCUUCCUGGGCUUCUGCUUGUUUUGACACACACAACCCUGCAAAGCAAACUGGCCAAGCGACGCCAAGCAGCAGAGUACCUGAUGACGGGACCCCUGCUACUCUGUCACUUGGACACUUCUGAAGCGUCCCACCUGGUGCCUGGCAGCAGGACAGUGCUCCUAGAGCGCCCCGGGGCUUUGGAAACCCUUCUCAUUGCUUCCAAGAAGCAAGUCCAUACCAAGGGAUUACUUGCAGGAGGGAGAUGCGGGAACAUCGCAGGUCCCACGGAUCUUCCCGACUGGGGGUGCUGACAAGGACCAGCUGUUCGACCACAGUCUCUAGGCUCUUGGUAACAGGCUAGGGCCUAAACAUCUUGGAACACAUUUCUGCCCCUCUCCCCUACUUAUGCUGCUCCUGACCUGGCUUCUCCCCCAGCAGGCACAGGGCCCGGCAGUGCUGGCAGCCUCCAGCUUGCUCCAGAAGGGCUGUGGCAAACCCUUCCAGCAGAAACCUCUUCGACCGCAUGCUGUGUGCACUGCCCUCACAGGUGGAGCUGGGCUUCCCAGUGCCUGUGCUGCUGUCCUAAGAAGAGGAGCGCCAGAGAGGCUGAAAGGCGAGGUCCCCUGGUGCAGGGCGGCUUGGCGGUGCCCUGCUGCUGUCAGACGUCCACCCCAGAGGCAAGUUGAACCUGCCAGUGAGGAGGCCGCAGCCCUCGACUGAACACUACUAUGGCUGUACAGCGAAGACACAGCCGUGAUACCGGACUAGUUCACACCCACUCCUCAGGAUUUCUGAAACCAGCCCAAGCACCUGACGGCAUGGAGCCAGCAGCUGGGGGCUCUCACUUCCUGCGUGUGGAAAACCAGGUGCGUCCAUUGAGUUGAAAAUGUCGUCCAGCAUCCGACCCAGUUAAUGACGUUGGACAGCUGGAUGCAGAUGCUCUUGCCCACAGGAGAUGCGAUGCAGGUCACAAGUGAGAAGCAGUCACCUACCAAGGUUUGGGCUGUCCUUGAAUGAAGCCGUGCCGUCAGCCAUUGCCCUUCAGGGGUAAUAGGAGUUCACCUGUACUUCUACAUAACACCAGCCCCUUUGUCUGUUCUCGUAGGAGACCUUUUGGAGCCGAGUCCGAACAUCCCUCAUGUUGCUUUGUCAUCUGCGUUCUUGUCUAGGGAACAUCCUGGAGGCAGCUCUCUGCUUCCUGGCAGCUGCCGGCCUGGACCCUGCGUGGUCACAUCCUUCUGUGGUGACUAGACAGGAAUCGCCCCACAGCCAGGGGCAGGGAAGCUUGAGCAUCUGCGCUGAGAUGGAACGAUGGUCUAAGCGCUCUCCCGGGUUCAUUGCCACGUGGAAGGUGACUGCUGUAGAAGAGGGCCUGGCUGUCCGUGCUUGAUGUGCGGGGGCAGUGCUGUAGCAACAGCCUGCAUGUUCCUUGGUGUCACCUCAAGAGCGUCUUGGAGGGCACGGACAAGACAGGUCUUCCAUGUCAUCUCAGGGCUGCCCUGAAAUCACAGCGGCAUCUUAGCUCCUGCGGGGUCUCUGAAACAGCAGCGCUGGCCCUGGGACAGCUGCUGGGCCUGUUGCUGGCCCUUGCCUGGCACCACCUCUUCAGUCCCUGGGCUAGUGCUUGAACCCAAGCAGGGCUUUGGGAAACCCAUGCCUCUUCCUGCAGGGAGCCGCUCCAAGAGGCUUCCAUCCAGGCACCAGUCCCCCCACCUGGCACUUGCCAUCCUGGUCAAAUCAUGGCCCUUGUCCGCAGCGAGGGUUGGUAGCAUGCCUGGUCUCUGAAGAUCAGCCCCUUUUAUUGGGGUGCUCCUCUUCCAAACUCCAGCUGUGAGACCACUGCAUGUGGGGUCCAGUCACCAUAAGGCCUGAGGGCUUUCUGCAGGGAUCCCAGGAGUACCGGCCACCUCCAGCUUGGGACUCCCACGCUCCAUCCGUCUUUGCGGGGUCUCGGUGGGGAAGGCACGUUGCAAUGAAUCUGCGAGAACCCAGGUGAAAACUAACGCAGGGCAGCACAGACCUCCAGAGACUUGCUAGGGCCCGUGUCUUGUGUCUACCCCCCACUCUUCAUUAAGGAAGAAUAGGGGAAUACAGUCUUCCUGCGUGCCACCACAGUGCACCGUACCAUGGACCGGCACCUUUCCAUAACCUGUCCUCCAGCGUGGAGUGCACCAGGGAUCGCAGGGUGGAGGGUGGCAGGUCAGUAACUGGCACGGCAGAGGGGAGCCGGGACCAGGAGCCAGUAGGGAAUAACCCUUCUCCUGCCCCACUGCCAAGCUGGGAGCAGUCGCGUUACCCUGCCUACGCUGGGGCAAAGCCUGGUUGCCCGGAUGUGCUCCCAGCGCCUUGCUGGUAGUGGUGUAGGUACCAGCAGACCGUGUGUGUCCAUUAUAACCUGCCUUGAACAGACUGUUGACAUCUGUCUCCUGGCACUUGGGGAUUAUGAGUUGAUAUAUCCCAUUUCUGUUGAUUGGGAAGGUGUGUCCGGGCCAGUACUUGCUCUGUUAUCAAACCCAAGAGGAUUUGGACGUGUGUUUUACGCAUUCAUGGACUUAUUGUAAUACUCUUGGUUUGAAAUAAAGGAUUUCCUAAUUUA
Alligator mississippiensis (American alligator) is the source of this 7862-nucleotide messenger RNA. It is a transcript of the gene PPP1R37, whose product is annotated as protein phosphatase 1 regulatory subunit 37. The record is from RefSeq and is a predicted model, not a curated record. The transcript has 14 exons. Gene Ontology annotation, molecular function: protein binding. Bases 81 to 2507 code for a protein of 808 amino acids. Lineage: Eukaryota; Metazoa; Chordata; Crocodylia; Alligatoridae.